Ambispora gerdemannii is the source of this 444-nucleotide messenger RNA. NCBI's taxonomy places the organism in Eukaryota, Fungi, Glomeromycota, Glomeromycetes, Archaeosporales, Ambisporaceae. The record is from the annotation of a GenBank genome assembly.
AUGAGUGGAUAUUUGCCUGGGUCUACGAGACAAAUCCACGAAACCCAAGCGGAUGGCUCUAUUCAUGCAGUCUCAAUUGAUCUCACAAAAGGAGAGGGCAAGAUUGGUGAAUAUGAUAUUGGACGCAUCCCAACGUCUAAUCCCAAGGCCGAGUCCGAGUUAUUGUACAAAAUGAGACUUAUACGUCAGAAACUUGCAAUUGGUGUGGAAAUCGGAUGGUCUGAAAAUCAUGCAAGAAAUAAUAGCUUCCCUAUUAUUGAUUAUUACCAACAACGACAUCAAAUUAAGGAAAUAACCAACAACAACAUCAAAUCCAGUCAGGAACGCAUUCGUACUUAUAAUAACGCAGAAACAAAGCGAAUAAUAUAUUUGUAUCGAUACGUCAAUACAUAUCGAGAUAGCUAUGGAAAAGCGGCUGAAAAAGGAAAUCCUACCACACAAUAG